AUGGCUACCCCCAGUGUCCUUACCUUUGAUGCUGAGGGUCGUGCUGUUGACUUUGAGGUCUGGGUCGAUGACCUCCAGCUGUUCCUACAGUGCGAUAGGGCAGACGGACUCUCCCUGUUCGAUCUCACCUCUAGAGCCUCUCUUGCCCCGCCUGCUACUGCUGACAGCACUUUUCGCUCACAGUGGGCCACACGCGAUGCUGCUGCCCGUCUUGCUGUGCGUCGUCACUUACCGACCACUAAGCGUGCGCACUUUAGCCAGUACAAGAGUGCUAAGACCUUGUACGACGCUGUAGUUGCACGCAACUCUUCCCCUGCCACUGCUCAGCUGUGCCGCCUCAUGCUACCGUACCUUUUCCCUAACCUUGCUGCCUUUCCCACAGGUAAUGACCUCAUUACGCACCUUCGCACUAGUGACACUCGCUACCGCGCUGCGCUUCCUACUGAGUUCUGUGCGAAGAACCCCCCCCCCAUGUACAUCACCCUCUACUACAUAGUCACCCGGCUCCCUGACUCCCUUCGCUUAGUCAGGGACCACUUCCUCUCAGUUUGCCCCACCACACUCACCGUUGACCUCCUCGAGGAGCGCCUCCUAGCAGCAGAGAAGAUCAUAGUCGCUGUAGGAGCCUCUCGUGGUGACCCUCGCACCCCCGUCUUUGAGGGGUGUUCCCCCUCCCCCCUUUUGCCCUCUGUUGCUUCUCCUGCUGCGGCCGACCUCGUUGGCUUCGAGUCGGUCGGCGCUGCGUCUGCCCCUAGCGGGAGACGCCGCACCGGCAAGGGCAAGGGGGGCAAGGGCGCUGGAGGGGCUGGCGGGGGCGGUGGAGGUGGUGGUGGAGGCAGUGGAGGGGGUGGGGGUGGUGGUGGGAGUGGUGGCGAGGGUGGAGGUGUCGGUGGCAGCAGUAGAGGCGGAGGAGGCGGCGGCGGUGGCGGAGGGAGCGGAGGCGGCGGAGGUGGCGGAGGUGGCGGAGGCGGCGGAGGUGGUGGAGGAGGCGGCGGCAGCGGUGGAGCUGGUCGCGGCUCUGCGCAGAGGAGUGGGUCUGGUGGUGGUCCACGCCAGCAGCAGCAGCGCAGUCGUGAGAUCCUGUCCCCUCAGCAGCUUCGUGAGUGGUACGAAGUGCGUCAGCGCGGUGGGGGUACGGGUCCCUGCACCUACAUCCUCCGUACCGGCGACCGCGCUGGUGAGCAGUGCGGGGGCCCGCACUCCACCCAGCGCUGCUUCCGCCGCCUGACGGACGCGUGGCGUCACCAGUUUCCUGACGCCUCUGAGAUCCCUCGUUGGGGAGAGCUGUCAAAGGCGGGGGUUGCUAUCUUUGAUCUUGAUUAUGAUGCUAUUCUUGCUGCCAUGUAUGCUGUGUCUGAUAGUGUUCACGGUGACUGCUACCUAUGUGUUCCGCCUGACGCGGGCAUUGAGGUUGCUGCUCUAGGUGCUGGUGAGGCUGCUGCUCUAGGUGCUAGUGCGUCUGCUGCCCCAGGUGCUGGUGAGUCUGCUCUCUCAGGUACCACGUCGGCUCAGGCCUUACACACCUUCACCCUUGACUCGGGUGCUUCCCGCUCCUUCUUUCGAGACCGCACCACGCUUACGCCGCUUAGUCGGCCGGUUGCGGUCUCCCUGGCGGACCCCUCUGGGGGUCCUGUCCUUGCUAGCUUCUCCACUGUCUUACCGUGCCCGGCAGCCCCCUGUGGCACCCUGUCAGGUCUCUACCUCCCCUCGUUCUCUACGAACUUUGGGUGA
This is a messenger RNA of Closterium sp. NIES-65, 1731 nucleotides long. The record is from the annotation of a GenBank genome assembly. Lineage: Eukaryota; Viridiplantae; Streptophyta; Zygnematophyceae; Desmidiales; Closteriaceae.